Messenger RNA from Postia placenta MAD-698-R-SB12, 783 nucleotides. RefSeq lists its product as hypothetical. NCBI's taxonomy places the organism in Eukaryota, Fungi, Basidiomycota, Agaricomycetes, Polyporales, Adustoporiaceae. Bases 1 to 672 code for a protein of 223 amino acids. Gene Ontology annotation, cellular component: nucleus. The transcript has 4 exons. The record is from RefSeq and is a predicted model, not a curated record.
AUGGCCCCUCCAAAAGCGGCUGCCAAAGCUUCAAAGAAGUCGACCGCUCAGAAGAAAGAAAAACUGUUCCAUCCGCAAUCUCGUAAAGCGGGGCAACUAGCAAGAGUGCAACACCGGAAGGAUAAGUUGACCGACCUCGCAAGAGCUCGUGUUGGGAAGCGACGCUCGCAAGCCGAUAUAUACUCCUUUUUCUACAAGGCGUUGCCUCCCGAAGGCGUACUUUCGCUCGAAGAGCUCCAUCUCAUCGUCAGAGACAUUUGGAUGACCCGCUUCGACUCUGAAAUCGAAGAAGAGAAAAAUGCACGAAGAAAGGGAAGACCAAAAAGUGUCAAAGAGCAGAAGCUAGAAGAAAUCAAGCUGCGAGAAGCGGAAGAGUAUCGCACGGGGUUAGAGGUUGUUGACUUGACAGACCCCCCGAACGUGGAACUAUUCCGGCGCUGGGACCAAAAAGAGGUUGCCUUUAUACAGCAGCUUCGUUUCAUCCGCAUAGCCGGCGAUGCACCAAGUCUUGUCGUUAUCUCGCGACCAGGCCAACAUCCGUCACUCGUUCAGAGCAAUCAGACAAACGUAGAACUGAAAGAUCAAGAAAUGGAUACCGACGAUGCACCCUUGCUCAUGGAGCCGCUGUCACGUUUUGCAUCGACUAUUAUGACUAUGGACGGAACUUCGUAGCUGGCGUCUUCAGAUUUGCCUGGUUAACUGCCGCAUGUCUGCAGUGCACAAUACAGAUGAUUUUGUAAUGUAACACAAGCUUUGUUGUAAUAUUGACAUCUAAAGGCUUUU